CACCACCGACCUAACACACUGAAAGAAAGCAUUAUCCACCAGCAGAAAAACAAAGUUGAUGUUAUUACAACACGAACAAAGAUAGGUUGGCAUACCUUCUAUUGACACAUAAUCGCAUACCAAUUUAUACAGCUCUAGCGUUAGACAAACACUACCCGGACGCAUUUAGUGCGGCACAGGGAUUAAUGGCUGCAGUCGAUGUACGGAUCUGCUCUCAUUGUUUACAUUUCGAAACGGUAUGCCCCCAGUGUUUUUGAGGCUGUCAUUGAUACGGGAUCAAAGCUAACAACGCAAUGAAGAUAAAUAUCGCUUAAUGAAUGUAAAGAAAUUCUCUGUAAGACACUAUCAAGUGGAGCAACAGCGAACUAGCAUUGGCUGCUAACUAUCCCAGCUCCAUCUUUCCUGUGUCGCCCGCUGCUCCAGAGAUGGCAAGUUAGUCUUCAUCUUUAUUUGGUUUUCCGUCCGCUCGGAUCUCAAGGACAACCUGAACAAAUGAUUGAGGAGGUAUAGCGCCAGGGGAGCCUAAAGGCCAGGCAAAAUCUUGAUUUGAGGAAUAUUCCAGGUGCACAAUGUUUAGUGUACCUCAAAGCGCCAAGUCCGAGUUCCUGGACAAAGCCAGGCAGGCCAGGGAGGAAAGGAGAGGACAUAAGGACAAGGAAAAUUCGGCAAUCCACAUUCAAGCCCUGGUCAGGAGAUUUCUCUGUCGCUGCAGACUCCAGAAGCAAAUACGGAAAGAGGUUGAUGACUACUUUCAAGCUUCUGAAACUGGGACAUCAAAAAGAAAUGCACUUUCAAUUUUCAAAAUCGCUCGGAAAUUACUAUUCAUAUAUUGCAAAGAGGAUAAAAUGAGGUUCGAGAAGCUCUGUCGUGCAAUCCUUGCCAGCAUGGAGGUUGAAAAUGAACCUAAAGUCUGGUACGUUUCCUUGGCUCUCUCCAAAGACCUCACCAUUCCCUGGCUCAAACAGAUAAAAGAUGUGCUGUGGACCUGCUGUCAACUACUAAAAAAUUUAAAGCCUGACAUACUUCAGGACAAUAAAUUGGUAACGCUGUACCUCACCAUGCUGGUGACCUUCACAGACACGUCAACCUGGCGGAUAGUCCGAGGGAAGGGAGAAGCUCUCAGACCCGCUUUGACGAGAAUUUGUGAAAAUAUUAUGGGCCAUCUCAAUCAAAAGGGAUUCUAUUCAAUACUCCAGAUCUUGCUGACCAAUGGCUUGGCUCGUACUAAACCAUCUCUCUCUAAAGGCACUCUAACCGCUAUCUUCUCUUUGUCAUUAAGGCCAGUCAUUGCCGCUCACUUUUCUGAUAAUCUGCUAAGAUCAUUCCUCCUUCACAUCAUGUCAGUUCCAGCCAUUGUAUCUCACCUCAGUGUGCUUACUCCAGAGUGUAUGGCAUCCAUUCAGACCCAUGACCUGCUGCGGAAGUUCAUUCUGUUUCUCAGCCGGGAAGAACAGUGUUUGGACAUCUGUGUGUGUCUUGAGGGGAGCCACACACUCUGUUUACUUGGCAAUCUGAUUCAUUUGGGCUUCCUUAAUGAGAUUGUCCUUGAGGAGGAGGCCAGUCAUUUUGUGAAGGACCUGACUGACAUGCUGUCCUACUGCCAGAGAUAUGUAUCUCAAAAGAAGUCCAACCUUACCCACUGGCACCCUGUCCUGGGCUGGUUCUCUCAGACUGUAGACUAUCGCUGUAGUCUGAAUGAGUCGAUGCCGCUGGUCACUAAACAGCUUCAGUACCUGUGGGGUGUUUCUGUCAUCCGGACGCUCUUCAGUGACGUCCUCUCUAAAAAGCUGGAGAGUCAGGAGCCCACUCCCCCACCCCCGCAGCCUAGCACAUCACAAAACAAUCUCCCAGUUAAAAACCUCUUCAAGCGAGCGUUUCAGAAGUCGGCUUCUGUACGGAACAUCCUGAAACCAGUUGGAGGGAAGCGAGUCGACUCAGCUGAAGUUCAGAAGGUGUGCAGCAUCUGUGUGCUCUACCAGACCGCUCUGUCUACACUAACGCAAAUACGACUCCAGAUACUCACCGGUCUGACACAUCUCGAUGAACUUUUGCCCAAACUUUGGGCCUUCAUCUGUGAGCUGGGUCCUCAGGGAGGCCUCAAACUCUUCAUGGAGUGUCUGAACAAUGACACUGAAGAGUCCAAGCAGCUCCUGGCCAUGCUCAUGCUCUUCUGUGACUGCUCACGGCACCUCAUCACAAUUCUAGAUGACAUUGAAGUCUAUGAAGAACAAACGUCUUUCAAGAUCGAGGAACUCCUCACUAUCUCUUCAUUUCUGAACACAUUUGUGUACAAGAUGAUAUGGGAUGGCAUCUUAGAAAAUGCAAAGGGAGAGAAACUGGAGUUGUUCCACAGUGUUCAUGGCUGGUUGAUGGUGCUUUAUGAGCGGGACUGCAGGCGACGAUUCACCCCCGAUGAUCACUGGCUACGCAAGGACCUGAAGCCCAGCCUGUUGUUCCAAGAGCUGGAGAAAGGCAAGAGAAGAGCCCAGCUUUUACUACAGUACAUCCCACAUGUCAUUCCACAUAAAAACAGGGUGCUGCUGUUCAGGAACAUCGUUACAAAGGAAAAAGAAAGUUUAGGAUUGGUAGAAACCAGCUCCGCAUCACCACAUGUCACCCACAUCACCAUUCGUCGCUCACGGAUGUUAGAGGAUGGAUAUGACCAGCUCCGCAGAUUACCGGCAAAUUCCAUAAAAGGCGUUAUUCGCGUGAAGUUUGUCAACGAUCUGGGAGUAGACGAGGCUGGAAUCGAUCAGGACGGUGUGUUCAAAGAGUUCCUGGAGGAGAUCAUUAAGAAAGUGUUCAAUCCUGCUCUCAACUUGUUUAGGACUACGAGUGGAAAUGAAAGGUUGUAUCCUUCACCCACAUCUUACAUCCAUGAGAAUCAUUUGCAGCUGUUUGAGUUUGUGGGGAAGAUGCUUGGGAAAGCCAUAUAUGAGGGCAUCGUUGUGGACGUCCCCUUUGCCUCCUUCUUCCUCAGUCAGGUCUUGGGUCACCACCACAGCACUUUCUACAGCUCCAUCGACGAGCUGCCCUCUCUGGACUCUGAGUUUUACAAGAACCUCACUUCCAUUAAGCGCUAUGAUGGAGAUGUAGGGGAUCUAGGACUGACAUUAUCCUAUGAUGAGGAUGUCAUGGGGCAGCUUGUCUGUCAUGAGUUGAUACCUGGGGGGAAAACCAUGCCAGUCAUCAACGAAAACAAGAUCAGCUACAUUCACCUCAUGGCUCACUUCCGGAUGCAUACACAGAUUAAGGAGCAAACGGGAGCUUUCAUUCGGGGUUUCCGCAGCAUCAUUAACCCGGAGUGGCUGCACAUGUUUUCCACGCCCGAGGUUCAGCGCCUUGUCUCGGGAGACAAUGCCGAGAUUGAUCUAGAUGACCUCAAGAAACACACGGUCUACUAUGGAGGUUUUCACAGCAGCCAUCGUGUCAUCAUCUGGUUGUGGGACAUCCUGUCCAGUGACUUUACUGCUGAAGAGAGGGCUAUGUUCCUUAAAUUUGUUACCAGCUGCUCUAGGCCGCCUCUUCUAGGUUUUGCCUACCUCAAACCACCUUUCUCCAUCCGUUGUGUGGAAGUUUCAGAUGAUCAGGAUACCGGAGACACCCUUGGCAGUGUUCUUAGGGGCUUUUUCACAAUCCGCAAGAAGGAGCCCGGUGGUCGACUCCCCACUUCAUCAACAUGCUUCAACCUGCUAAAAUUGCCCAAUUACAGCAAGAAGAGCAUCUUGCGUGACAAGCUGCGCUACGCUAUCAGUAUGAACACAGGAUUUGAGCUCUCCUAACUCCGUUGCAUCAGGACAAUCUUCACAGGAGAGUUGUGUUAAGCAGCCUGAGUCGAGCAAGAGGCUUGGCACACCUGGACUGGAACCUGUCAAGUCAAAGGGGCAUCACUUAAACAAAAGUGGAAUCAUAAAGGACCUACAAACUCUCCUUUUGUCUCUUUUUUAACAAUCAGCCCACUCCCUUGCAUUAAAGGAGAUGCUGUUUCUGCAGCACAAUCCAAUUUUUUGCAUCUCCCUUUUUCCAAAAUUCAAUGUCUUGUAUUUAACUUGAUGAAAUAUCGAUAUACAGUGACUAGAUCUCUGUUUCUACGGUUUAACAGAAUCAUGCUCACACUCCCGUUUUAAGCGAACUAGAAAGCAAUACAGACGCAAUGCAAGCCAUUAGACACGUGGUCAACUCACUCGAGUAAAACCAAGCGAUGCAUGGUUAAUAUACUUACAAGCUCGGACUCCAUUACCCAAGCCACUUUUUGCAGAUAUUGGAUGAGUCUUAAAUGUUUUGCUGAACAUAAUGCAUCUUUCAUAAAUGGAAGACAAAUCAAUGUCUUGUGUUCAACCUCCAUGGAGUGUAGUGGCUCACAGCAGUGAUCCUGUGUUGAUUACAUUAUGCCCCAUUUUGAGGAGAAUCAUUUUGACCUAACUCCAUUUCUCCCCACUACAAGACGCUGCAGUCGCCUGAGAGAGAUGUCCGCCCUCUGGUUUUUUCUGUUCUUUGAAAAUCUGCCUCAGUUCUGAUGAAGCAGCAGAACGUCUUGACAAAAAAAUGGAUGUCUUGCUGUAGCAUUUUACUUUUGAGUAAAAAAGAAACUGGAAAUGUGUGGGCAUUAUCUGUAUCUGCCCAGCGAAGCAGAUUCAGCUGUUCAUUGUACACAUCUUUGCUUGACCUCCACUCUAAAAAAAAAUGAAGUAAAGGUAAUUAAUAAUGUAAGUCUUCAUACUAAAUAGAAAAACUGAAGAUUUCUCACUACACCUUUGUAUAAUGCUGAGUGCCUCAUAUAAUGCCACCCCCUUUGCUCUCACCUCUGACUGUAUACCAACUGUAACCAAUAACCACGUUUAUCGGAAACAAGCCAUAGAAAUGGGGGCUAUGUACCUGGACUUAUUCUCUCACUCCUGCUAACAAAUAAGCGCAGAAACCCAACCACUCUAUUACCACUGGAACAACAACAACAACCAAGGAGCGUUUUACCACGAUGCCCUCUGAUCUCUGUGGACUUUUUAAGCCAUGCGGAAAGUGAAUUUUGAGGUUUAAAAAACCUUUCAACAUGAUGUCAUGGACUGGUUGGUCAACCAAAUGGGACUGCUUGAUUUAUUGUUCCCUUGGAUGGAAAUGUUGCACACCUUUCUGCCGUUUUUGGCUGUUGGGGUAAAAGGGACAUGAGGGUGAAUGUUACCUAUCAGCCUAAUACUACUUUACACAGGGUUCAAUUAGAUCAUACAGGAGAGCAAAAUAGUCAUUUAGCAGAAAGAGGACUGCAACUUUUAAAGGAUUAAAAAAAUAUAUUUACCAUGUUCUUUAUUAUGCAAAACCGUUUUCUGUCAUGAAUGUGUAUGGAUACUUGUUAAUAAGUAACAAGCUUUAGACCAUACUGGUCAUUAUUGUUUCUAACUAGUAAUAUAAUGGCCAUUAACUUGUGGAAAACAAAACAAUGAUUAUAAUGAUAUAAACGACUGGUUGUAUUGAAUUUACCUGCAGUAUACUAAUGAGAUUAAACUAUUUUCAGAUCUGACUAUUCAGUCCUGAGGAUCUUACUCCAGCUUUUCUCCUUUUAAUCUAAUCCAGCAAGAAGUGGAAACACUGUGAAUGGAUUUAUGCUACAGAGUGUGUGUUAGUGUGCAAAAGAGAUGAAAGAUACCUCACAAGCUUGUCUGUCUCGUGAUGAGGUCACUCAUCUGUUAAAAUGAUGUCAAGAGUAGGCUAGACUUUAAGUGUAACAGUGUACUGCUAAAGCUGACCUUUGACUAUCUGCUCUUUUAGUACAAAAAAAUAAAAAUGAUCCUGGAAAUGUUGCCAC
Molecule: messenger RNA, 5797 nt
Organism: Etheostoma cragini (Arkansas darter)
Lineage: Eukaryota; Metazoa; Chordata; Actinopteri; Perciformes; Percidae
Gene: ube3b
Product: ubiquitin protein ligase E3B
Exons: 27
Coding region: 570-3782 (1070 amino acids)
Biological process (GO): ubiquitin-dependent protein catabolic process; protein polyubiquitination
Molecular function (GO): ubiquitin protein ligase activity; protein binding
Source: RefSeq, a predicted model, not a curated record